AUGUCAUUAUUUUUUGUCCCUUUAACUUCUCCUCUUCUUGAUCCUAUUCCGAUUAACAUUUCCGAAACAAUCACAAUUAAUGACCAAGAAAAGCCUAAAGAUAAUUUCACCAUUGGAGAUCUCAAGAUUAUUAUAUGGGGUAUUAUAGGGGACAAUAGCAAUAGCAAAGACUUUUUUAAAUUGAAGUUAUGGAAGGUGGAUCUUGAGGAAGGAAAAGGAAAAUGGAAAGAACUUGAAACACUUGCAAAGUCUUCUUAUACCGAAGCUGAAAUAGAAAAUUUCGGAGGUAUAAAGUUAUUAACAACCAGUAAAGUUGUAGAAGUUUUUGACCCUACAAGUCAAGACUUUAAUGAGUUCUUAAUUCGAAGUAUUGAGCGUAUGAGUCAACAUAUACUGUUGGAAUCAUAUGGAAGGGGUGUUAAUUCACGCUUGUAUGAAGCAGGAUGGCAGAAUGAAUGGUACAGAUCAGCAGUCUCUGUAGUCCCAAUUGGAACAUCAAUAAGUGCCAAUGUAGGUUAUGUGUUUGGUUCAGAUGGUUAUCUGGACUAUUAUGUUAACGGAGAAAUUUGCUGGGGAAUUGAGCUCACACGCGAGGAGACUGGCCAAUUAGAUGAAGUGAAUAUAAUAAAAAUUGGAGUGGCGAGUUGUUCUCGCGAUACUGAUGUCUAA
This is a messenger RNA of Funneliformis mosseae, 669 nucleotides long. NCBI's taxonomy places the organism in Eukaryota, Fungi, Glomeromycota, Glomeromycetes, Glomerales, Glomeraceae. The record is from the annotation of a GenBank genome assembly.